Messenger RNA from Cololabis saira (Pacific saury), 370 nucleotides. RefSeq names its product THAP domain-containing protein 6-like. The transcript has 3 exons. The annotation marks the transcript as partial. Lineage: Eukaryota; Metazoa; Chordata; Actinopteri; Beloniformes; Belonidae. The record is from RefSeq and is a predicted model, not a curated record.
AAGAGAGAUGCCUGAGUUUUGUGCCGCCUACGGUUGCAAUAACCAGCGAUCACUUCAGACCAGAUCGCGUGGGAUUACCUUUCACAAGUUUCCCACAAAUGAGAGUCUGAGGAGGCAGUGGGAAGUUGCUCUACGAAGGGAAGGUUUCACAGCAACAAAGCACACAAAGCUGUGCAGUGAGCACUUCAAGCCGUAUCAUUUUGACAGGACGGGUCAGAUUGUCCGGCUUAGAGAUGGUGCCAUACCAUCUCUUUUCAACUUCCCGUCUCAUCUCCAAAGACCAGUAGCAACCAGGACCACAAAAGUGGCAAGAAAAGCUGAAGUGGACCUUUCUCAGCAUUUGCCUGAAGCUGAACCUCAGCCCAAUGCA